This is a messenger RNA of Staurois parvus, 5395 nucleotides long. The record is from the annotation of a GenBank genome assembly. Lineage: Eukaryota; Metazoa; Chordata; Amphibia; Anura; Ranidae.
UCCUAGGUACCAAACAGCCAGGCGGCUCAGACGGAUGCGUACAACCGGGUGGGGACAAUGGGAAACCUUCAGCAAGACGCAUGCACUUGCCUUGCCGGAGCUGCCGGAGACCCUGGACACCAUUCAUGGGGUUAGCUGGGUAGGAGAUGGAAGAGAGCUGACUGACGCCCAGAAACCUCCAUCAUCUGAGGCCAAGGUGGUGAAGGCCCAGCUCCAGGAGCAGAAGCUUCUGCAGCGCCUCUUGCAGGAGAGGAGGCCCCGGAUAGAGCGAGUUCUGAUGGGUAAGAGAUCGCCAUCUCAGCCCCUUCCCAUAGAGGGCGCCGAGCCGACUGAGCAGAGAGCGCCCCUCCUGGAUUUGCAGCAUCGGUGGGACAACCUGAUCCAGAAGGCUGACGAGAGGCACCGUCAGUUAGAGAGGAUCACCCCCGCCGCCCAGAACUUCCAGGAUCUCUCUGGACACCUUCUACGAUUGGCUGAGUGCCACUGAGAGGCGACUGGCAGAGCUCUGGCGAACCAACAGAUCCAUGAACCAAAUAAAAGACGCCCAUAUAGAAGUCCAGGACCUGUGCAGGGAAAUCCAGAGCAAGCCGGGAGAUCUGGAGAAGGUUCUAGAGAAGGGUCAGGUGAUCCUGGAACUGAUAUCAGGAGAAGAAUCUCAGCUUUGCCAAGAAAAGAUGGAUGCUCUGCGGGUCCGGUAUAUUAUCGUAGCUCAGAGCGCUGGUGAUAUGCUCCAGCGAACAGAACAAACAUUGCAGGCCACAGAACACCUGGACCCUUCCCAGGAGGACAUUUCCUUGUGGCUGGGCCGUAUGGAGAAGGUGGCGUCUUCUGCGAGUGGGGAAGGUGAUGGAGAACGCAGCAUGCUGAGCAACAGCGACAAGGAAAAGCUGGAUCAGGUUGUAUUGACCGAGUUAUCUCAUCUUCGAAACGCUGAGCGACGCCUGGAGGAGCUGAACCGAGUCACGCUGGAUGUGGAGACCCUACAGGCGCAGAUGAGAGAUCAUAAGCUGCUGGCGGUGGAUGUUCUACAACACUGUGGCAUCACUGAAAGGCUCUUGGGUAUCUCCGACAUUCUUCUCACUCUGUGCCCGAGGGCCACCCAGGAGAGGCUGCAGGCAUCUCUAGAGUCCCUGAAGGAUAAGUGUCCCCAGAUAGCAGCCCAGGUGACCUCCUCGCCUGCUGCCCUGGAGCACACCCUCGCCAUGCUUGCCCAGUUUUCAGAAGCCGAGGAGGAGCUACUGCCCUGGAUAGAAGAGACAGAGUCUGACCUUCCGCAAAGAUCUCCAAACUGCGGCCUCUCUGGAGAUUUCAGGGAGCAGCAAGAGAGACUGCAGGCUCUGCGGGAGGUGGUUGCUGAACAUAAACCGCUUGUCACCAAACUACACCGAGUCGCCUGUAAGCUGUCUGAGUUGUGUCCAGAGGAGAGUUCUGUAUUCCAGCAGAGAUUUGAGAAUGCAGAAAAGCGGUAUUGUGCCAUUCGGGAGGCUGUCCGCCAAGCAGCUGCUGUCCUUGAGGAUACCGUUCCCCGAUACAGCCAGAUCAGCGAGAGAAUAGAUAUGAUGUCGGAGAGCUUGGAGCGGCUCAGGGACCGGAUGCAGAUCUCUACAUCUGUGCGCGGGGAGCCCUCUCGGAUUCGGGAACAGCUGCAAGAAAACUCUCAAGUUCAAGCUGAGCUGGAGAAACUGGGAGUCGCUGUGGAGAACAUCAGCAAACAGGGCAGUGAGCUGGCUUCCAGCCUUCCAGAUGAUGCUAAAGAGUCACAAGGCCUCCAGCAGCGGACAGAUGUGUUAUUGGCGGAUUGGAAGCAGCUUUGUGGCCGCGCGGAGGAGCGUGAUGCUUGGCUGUCUGGGCUUCUCAUGUUGGCAGAAAGGUUCUGGGUCAGUCUCUCUGACCUGGCGGUCAUUCUUGGAGACACCCAGCAGAUGGUCUUGGACACGGAACAACCCAGCCCUGACCCCGACUCUAUCAGAACCCGGCUGGAUGCUAUGCAGGCUCUCCGGGAAGACAUUGACAACCUUCAGAAUGAACUGGAUGUGCUGGGGUCUCUCGGGAUGGACCUGAUGUCUUCAUGUGGGGACAUGGACAAGCCUGAUGUGACCAAGAGUCUGGAUGAGCUCUAUGCGGCCUGGAACAGUCUGAACAAGCUCUGGAGUGAGCGCAACGCCCAUCUGGAGGAGCAACUGAAGGUCACCCUCCGCUACCAGGAGACCGUUCAGAGACUGCAGGAUUGGCUGCUUGUGGCCGAGUCCCGCCUAUCUGAGGAGUUCCUUGUGGGCGGAGACUUGGACAUGGUGAGGCGUCAGCUGUCUGACUUAAAGGAAUUUAAGAGAGAGCUGUAUCAGCACCGAGUGGAGCUGGAGAGCAUCGGGCACCAGAACCUGGGCAAGUCUGAUGGAUCGCAGCUGAGCGACUACAGAGAGCGCUGGGACCGGUUGGAGGAGGAGGCUGUGAACCGUCAGCACCAGUUGGAAGAUGCCCUACUGGGGCUUGGCCAGUUCCAGAACCAGCUGGAGGAGCUUCUGAACUGGCUCUCUCACACCAAGGAGCAGCUCCAGGGGCCCCACCAGACCUGUACUGACCUGCAGGCCUGUGAGAUCGAGCUGGCCAAACACAAGGUCCUGCGGAAUGAUGUCCUGUCUCACACCCGCACAGUGGAGUCGGUGGAUGAAGCUGGACGGGCGAUCUUGCUGACCUCACUCGGGGACGGGGCAGAGGCGCUUCAGGCCAAGCUGAGCGAACUGACGCAGCGGUGGGAGUUUGUUCGGAGUGAAACGGAGAGACGACAGCUGGAGCUGGAGAAUGACCUCAGCAGGGUGCAGGAUGUCGCUCUGGAGGUCACCGACCUACUGCAGUGGCUGGAAGAGGUGGAGUCCCGUCUGUCCUUCUGCAAAACCUGUGUGGGGUCAUCCGGAAUCCACCAGAGACGCUCUGACCAAACACCUGGAUCUGUGUAAAGAGAUGGAGUCUAAGCAGCACACAUAUAACAGCGUGCGGGACCGUCUCCAGCGCCUGCUGGCUUCCAGCCCCCAACCUCGAGGCUCCAGCGCAGAGCACCAGCUACGGAUACUGGAACAAAAGUGGGAGAGCGCAUACACCAAGGUGCAGGACAGAAAGGCGUGCUUGUCGGAUGGGCUGGCAAUGAUAACAGAGUUCCACAACACCAUGCAGGAAGUGUCUCAGUGGAUCGGACAAGCAGAGGGGAGACUCAACACGGCCGGACCACCCAGCGUCAUCUUAGAGACCGUCACCAAUCAGAUUCAAGAACACAAGGGUCUGGUGCAGGAGAUUCAGCUGAACGAGGGCAAGCUGGCCGGCCUGGAGUCCGUCUGCUCACGUCUCAGGGACGUGAGCCGGAAGCAGGAAGGGGACAUGACCCAGUCCUUGGUGCAGGGCGCCCGGGAGCGGCUGGGGAAGGUGCAGGAGAGGGCAGCAGAGAGAGGACGUGGCCUGGAAGAGUCCCGGAGACAAGCCAAGCAAUACAGCGAAUCCCGGCGGAUGCUUCUGGAUUGGCUGCAGGAAGCGGAUCAGAGUCUGGACUCCCAGCAGAUUGACACCAGCGUCAGCCAGGAGCACAUCAAGCAGCAGCUGGGCCAGCACAAGGACUUUCAGAAGGUGUUCCGGUCGAAGCGUCCCGUGUAUGAGGCGACUCUGCGCAGUGGCCGGGCUCUCCGAGAGAAGAUCCGACUGCCGGAGGACGGACAGAAGAUGGACGAAUCGCUGGGAGAGCUGAGAGAGCGAUGGGAGCAUGUCUGCAACAGGUCCACCGAGAAGCAACAUACAAAGCUGGAGGAGUCCUUGCUGUUUUCUGGAAAGUUCACCGACGCGCUCCAGGCUCUGAUGGAUUGGCUGUACCGAGCGGAGCCGCAGCUGUCAGAGGAGAUACCUCUAGGAGGGGACCGAGAUCUGGUCAGCGACCUGCUGGACAAACACAAGGCCUUCCAGAAAGAACUGGGGAAGAGAGCCAGCUCCAUGAAGACCCUGAAACACUCCGUCCGAGACCUGAGUCGUGGAGGUGUCGGCACUGACUCUCAUUGGCUGCAGAGACAGAUGGAGGAGCUGGGCCAUCGCUGGGACGUGGUGUGUCAGCUGUCUGUCACAAAGCAAGCCAGGCUGGAGGCUUCUCUGCAGCAGGCGGAGGAGUUCCAUUCGCUGGUGAGCACCUUCCUGGAGGGUCUGGGUGAGUCUGAACGGACGCUGAGAUACGGGGUGAUCCCUGAGGAUGAGCAUGCGCUGCAGGAGUGUCAGAAACAGCAGCAGGAACUGAUGAGCACCCUGCAGUGUCAGCAGAUGGCCCUGGAGUGUAUCGUCUCCCUGGGACAAGAGAUCCUGUCCGCCUGCCACCCCGACUCCAUCAUCACCAUCAAAUCCUGGCUGAACAUCUGUAAGACGCGCUACCAGGAGGUGGUGUCCUGGGCUAAGCAGCAGGGAGGCCGCAUCCAGGCACAAAUUCAAUCCUUGGCAGCAGAAACGUGAGGAGGUCGCUCGUCUUAUGGACUGGAUAACGGCUGCAGAGGAAGCGUUGAGCUUACGAGAUCAGGAGCCCCUGCCAGAAGACAUGGAUGCCUUGGGCGAGAUCAUCUCACAACACUCAGUUUUUAUGGAGGAGCUGAGCCGGAAGGAGCCUGAGGUGGAGAAAGUCACCAAGAACUGUAAGCGUAAAGUGACUGAUACACGAGCAACAAGUACACGCAAGACCAUUACCAAAAGACAAAACUCGGUGAAAUCGCCCCAAGCUGGCCCCUCCAUUCCUCUCCUGGACCUCGCCCCACAAACCCCACACAUGGCACAGCUCCUCAACCGCUGGCAGCAACUCUGGCUCCUCACCUUGGACCGCCAGUGCCGCCUUCAGAAUGCCCAACAGAGGCUCCAUGAGCUGCAGGAAUUUGCGCAUUUUGACUUUGCGGUGUGGCGGAAGAGAUACAUGCAGUGGAUCGGCCAGAUGAAAUCACGAAUUCUGGACAUCUUCCGAGGAAUAGACCGAGACCAGGAUGGACGCAUCAGCCAGAGGGAGUUCAUGGACAGCGUGCUCUCCUCCCGAUUCCCCACCAACUCUCUGGAGAUGACCGCCGUGGCGAACAUCUUCGAUAUAAAUGGAGACGGAUUCAUUGACUACUAUGAGUUUGUGAGCGCGCUGCACCCCAGCAGAGACCCCCUGCGGAGGAUCGUUGAUGCUGACCGCAUUCAGGAUGAGGUGAACCGGCAGGUCGCUCAGUGCAACUGUGCCAAACGCUUUCAGGUGGAACAGAUCAGCGCCAACCGCUACCGAACCAUCACCCCUCCUCCCAAAUUUCCCGCAUCCCAUGUACACGCCCUUCCGUUCAGCCUGCUAGGGUGGAGCUUUCCCCGCACCCGGAGCCUCUACAGUCCCCGCUCUCCCCACUGUCACACUUUAUGA